Messenger RNA from Thermochaetoides thermophila DSM 1495, 3327 nucleotides. Its product is annotated as DNA polymerase-like protein. Gene Ontology annotation, biological process: DNA replication proofreading; base-excision repair, gap-filling; DNA-templated DNA replication. The record is from RefSeq and is a predicted model, not a curated record. NCBI's taxonomy places the organism in Eukaryota, Fungi, Ascomycota, Sordariomycetes, Sordariales, Chaetomiaceae. The transcript has 3 exons. Gene Ontology annotation, molecular function: nucleotide binding; 3'-5'-DNA exonuclease activity; DNA-directed DNA polymerase activity. Bases 1 to 3327 code for a protein of 1108 amino acids. Gene Ontology annotation, cellular component: delta DNA polymerase complex.
AUGCCCGCCGCGACUCUUCCCCAGAAGCGUGUCUUUGGUGAGGCCCCUAGCACCCGCCAGAACAUUGCCUCAAACCCUCCGUCAACAACAAAGAAGCGUCGUCUCGAUGAGAUCCCAUCCUCCUCACCUACUGCCCGUUUCUCGAGCUCCCAGACCAAUAUCAAGGGCAAACUCGCUUCCAGCCAACAUAAGAGCACCUUCGAGACCGAGGUGCUGGAGCGAAUGAGCCAAGAUAUCAAUGGCCUCAAGGAGAGCAAUGCUGAGAAGGAUCAAGUCUGGGACCGUCCCCCCGUUCCAAAGGACUGGGACCCUGAAAAGCACAGCCUUACCUUCCAGGCCAUUGAGGCAGAGGAGGGCUCUCUCGCUGGCGGCCAGGCCACUGUCAAGCUAUUUGGUGUGACCGACAAGGGGAAUUCGGUUCUUCUGCAUGUCAGGGACUUUAAGCACUAUCUUUAUGUUCAGGCCCCAGUGUCGUUCACCCAUGACGACUGCCCCCUGUUCCAGGCCUACCUUGAGAAACAGAUGGGCAUGACCCAACCUGUUAUACACUCAGUCACAUUGACCAUGCGCGAGAAUAUAUAUGGCUUUCAGGGGAAUGUCCAAAACCCCUAUCUUAAGAUCACUGUGACAGACCCCAAGUUCAUCAACAAGGUCCGCACAAUGAUCGAAAGGGGGGAGGCCAACUGGAAGGGCAUGUGGAAAAGCUCUGACGGAACAAUUAUGACUUACGACAAUAUCCAGUAUUUGCUUCGGUUCAUGGUUGAUACUUCGCUUGCUGGUAUGGCCUGGGUUGAGGCUCCUGCGGGCAAGUACACUGUCAUGACCGGCAACGAAAAACAGUCAAAUUGCCAGAUCGAGGCCCAGAUGAGCUACCGCGACAUGAUUGCUCACAAGCCUGUUGGCGAAUGGUCCAAGAUGGCCCCGUUAAGAAUCCUUUCCUUCGAUAUCGAGUGCGCUGGUCGUAAAGGCAUCUUCCCUGAACCACAGCAUGAUGCCGUGAUCCAAAUUGCGAACAUCGUUACUACAUAUGGAGAGAACAAGCCUUUUGUGCGCAACGUCUUCUGCCUUGACACUACAAGUCCCAUUGUUGCCACCCAGAUCCUCUCGUUCGACAAGGAAGAGCAAAUGCUCGCAGCAUGGCAAAACUUCCUUGUCCGGGUCGACCCAGAUGUCAUCACUGGUUACAACAUUGCCAACUUUGACUUUCCCUACCUUCUGGAUCGAGCAGAGCACCUCAACGUUCCGAAAUUUAGAGAGUGGUCUCGUCUCAAGGGCGUUAAGUCAGUGGCCAGGGACACCAACUUCUCAAGCAAACAGAUGGGCAACCGCGACACCAAAGCAACUAAUAUCAGUGGACGCCUCCAGCUCGAUCUGUUGCAGCUGAUCCAACGUGAUCACCACCUGCGGAGUUACACCCUUAACUCAGUUUGCCAACAUUUCUUGGGGGAGCAGAAGGAAGAUGUCCACCACUCCAUGAUUACGGAACUUUUUGAAGGCACUCCUGAGUCAAGACGCAGAUUGGCCCUUUACUGUCUCAAAGAUGCCUAUCUCCCUCAGAGACUUAUGGACAAGCUUUCUUGUCUCGAAAAUUACACUGAAAUGGCAAGAGUCACCGGCGUUCCCUUCAACUUCCUCCUGGCCAGAGGUCAGCAAGUCAAGUUCCUGAGCCAGCUCUUCCGCAAAGCCCUUGAACAAAAGCUCGUCAUUCCCAAUCUGAGGUCAGAGUCAUCUGAGGAGCAGUAUGAGGGUGCUACUGUUAUCGAGCCCGUCAGGGGUUAUUAUGAUGUGCCUAUUGCGACCCUCGAUUUUGCCUCUCUGUACCCCAGUAUUAUCAUGGCACACAACCUCUGCUACACCACACUCAUUAAGAAGAAAGAUGUUGAGAAGUGGAACUUGAAGAAGGACGAGGACUACAUUGUUACCCCCAACGGUGAUAUGUUCGUCACUACCAAGCAGCGCAAGGGUCUUUUGGCCCAGAUUCUUGAAGAACUUCUAGCUGCCAGAAAACAAGCGAAGAAAGAACUGGCUGCAGAGACAGAUCCUUUCAAGAAGGCUGUGUUGAAUGGUCGGCAGCUGGCCUUGAAGAUCAGCGCCAAUUCGGUGUAUGGCUUGACGGGUGCAACCAACGGCAAACUCCCUUGCUUGGAAAUCGCCAGUAGCACAACCGCCUUUGGUCGUCAGAUGAUUAUGAAAACGAAGGAAGAGGUGGAGAAGAGAUAUUGCAUUGCCAACGGCUACUCCCACGAUGCCCAAGUUAUCUACGGUGAUACCGAUUCCGUCAUGGUUAAGUUUGGUACCAGAGACCUGAAGGAAGCCAUGAAGCUCGGGCAAGAUGCCUCGGAGUAUGUCUCGAGCAAGUUUAUCAAGCCCAUCAAGCUUGAAUUCGAGAAGGUCUACUUCCCGUAUCUUCUUAUCAACAAAAAGCGCUAUGCCGGCUUAUACUGGACGAGGCCAGAAAAGUUUGACAAGGUGGACACCAAGGGUAUCGAGACGGUCCGCCGUGAUAACUGCCUCCUGGUCCAAACUGUCAUUGACAAGGUCCUGCGUAUGAUUCUUAUUGACCAGGAUGUACCAGGCGCUCAAGAAUACGUCAAGAGCACGAUUGCAGACCUUCUCCAAAACAAGAUUGAUAUGUCGAAGCUUGUCAUCACCAAGGCUCUCACCAAGGAAGACUACGCAGCAAAGCAGGCUCAUGUCGAGCUCGCGCAGCGCAUGAAGAAGCGCGAUCCUGGAUCAGCGCCUAGUCUUGGUGACCGCGUGGCCUACGUCAUGGUCAAGGGCGCGACGGGCUCCAAAAACUUCGAGCGCUCUGAGGAUCCAAUCUAUGUGCUUGAGCACAAUGUGCCCAUUGACACUAAGUACUAUCUCGAUAACCAGCUGGCCAAGCCGCUGGGACGAAUCUUCGAGCCCAUCCUCGGUGAGGCCAAGGCCAGGUCCCUGCUUACAGGCGACCACACCCGCUCGAUCUCUGUGGCAGCACCGACUGUUGGUGGAUUGAUGAAAUUUGCCAAGAAGACGCAGACAUGCAUGGCAUGCAAGAAGCCGCUGACGGGCAAGGAGGAGAGCAACGGUGCAGUGUGCAAGGACGAUGCGCCACGCGUGGCUGAGCUGUACAAGAGGACGCUCGACAAGGUCUCAGAGCUUGAGGUACGGUUCGGCCGGCUGUGGACGCAGUGCCAGCGCUGCCAGGGCAGCAUGCACUGCGAGGUUAUCUGUAGCAGCAAGGACUGUCCUAUCUUCUACAUGCGCAUGAAGGCCAAGAAGGACCUGGAGGAUGCCAAUAGGGAGUUGGCGAGGUUUGACUACGAUCAGGCUGCUAUCUGGUGA